Trichosurus vulpecula (common brushtail) is the source of this 8694-nucleotide messenger RNA. It is a transcript of the gene CCDC50, whose product is annotated as coiled-coil domain containing 50. The record is from RefSeq and is a predicted model, not a curated record. Gene Ontology annotation, molecular function: ubiquitin protein ligase binding. Bases 542 to 2002 code for a protein of 486 amino acids. The transcript is spliced from 12 exons. Gene Ontology annotation, cellular component: cytoplasm. Lineage: Eukaryota; Metazoa; Chordata; Mammalia; Diprotodontia; Phalangeridae.
GGGUGCAGUAGCACCAAGGAGCCUGCAGGGGAGGCUAGGCCGGGAGGCUGCGGCCGUUCGCGCCGUCCUCCCGGCCAGACCAGCAGCUGCGGUUUAAACCUGCAGCUCUCCCCGCCUCCCUAGUCGCGGUCUUUCCCGGCCAGUUUUCUGUCCCCUCUCUCUCGCCGUACCGGACGCUUUGUGUCAAUUUCCUGGCUCCUGUUACUUUGUGUCAAUGGGGAGCUGAGCCGGAGAAGAGGAUGAGCAGGUGGUCCAGGUGGCUGCGGCUUCCCUAGUGCUGCGAGGCGAGCAAAGGGAGGGCGAGGCCGACCAGGAGGAAGAGGUGGAGGAAAAAGGUGGGGGCCCUCAGCCUGCUCGCCUCCUGCUGCCCUCCUGGCCGCCUUUGUUCCGGAACCUCUGCCCGGGGCUGCUCUCCAGCACCAGCUGUCCGCUCCUCCUCCCUGAGCGAGCCGGGCUGGGCGGCUCUCCGGGAUCCCCACCGUGAGCACAGCCCCUACCGAGGCAGAAGCAGGAGCCGGAGAGAGGAGGCAGCGCUUCCAACAUGGCUGAAAUCAGCAUCGACCAGUCCAAGCUUCCUGGAGUGAAAGAAGUGUGCCGGGACUUUGCCGUCUUAGAGGACCAUACACUGGCACACAAUCUCCAGGAGCAAGAAAUUGAACAUCACUUGGCAUCCAACGUGCAGCGAAACCGCCUGGUUCAGUAUGAUCUUCAGGUAGCCAAGCAACUUCAGGAGGAGGAGGACCUGAAGGCCCGGGCUCAUAUCCAGAAACGCUACAAAGACAUAGAACAGCAGGACUGUGAAAUCGCUCAGGAAAUCCAAGUCAAGCUGGUCAUUGAGGCAGAACGCAGGCGCCUUCAAGAAGAAAAGGAUGAGGACAUUGCACGCCUAUUGCAAGAGAGAGAGCUACAGGAAGAGAAAAGGCGGAAGAAGCGCUCCCCACAGUCCCCGGGGCCCAACACUUAUGAUGACAACUACUACCUGGCCAAUGGAGACCCUUCAAGGUCAAGGAGAAACAGGGAGCUGGGUUCUGAGCCCCCAAGGUCUCGAAGGCACCAAGAAGACAGGCCUGUGAGGCGGAGGAGGGACAGACCCAAUAGGCCUUCAGAAGACAUGGAAGAAUGCAAGGACCAGUACAUCGCGGAGAAUUCUGUGACAUCCCUCAGGCUUAGCAAGACAAGGGACAAUCCCCAGACUAGCUGGGAACUCCAGGAAAGGAAGCCCUCUGGUCAUGAGACGCUCCCAAGAUCUCCCCUUCCCAAGAUCAGUGGGGAAGUUCUCCUGAGCACUGAGUCUGAUGACUGGGACCGCAAACAUGGCCCUGGUUCUGUGAGGCAUUCCGACAACCCUCCAUCCCACCGCCAAGACCGACUCUCACCCAAGUGCUCCCAGAAGCCAGGGGCUCAUAGGAAAGAAGAAAGGCAUAAGAGAGACCGUGGGAUGGGGGAAUCAAGACAUAACAGGGAAGGUCACAGGACAAGGACACCUCUCUCCUCCCAGAGUGAGGAAAGGCACUGUUUCAAUGAAGCAGGAAUGAAGCCGAGGGUAACAAAAGAAGCCAUCUAUACACAGCCGAGAAUGGCCCACAGGGACCAGGAAUCGUAUGAUGCAGAAAUUGCCAGGAAGCUUCAAGAAGAAGAACUCAUGGCCAAUCAGGUGGACAAGAGAGCAGCCCAAGUGGCACAGGAUGAGGAGAUUGCCCGCAUGCUCAUGGCUGAAGAGAAGAAAGCCUACAAGAAGGCAAAGGAACGGGAGAAAUCCUCCUUGGAAAAGAGAAAGCAGGAUCCAGACUGGAAGUCCAAAACAUCAGAACCAGCGAGGCCAAAGUCAAGAGAAGCCCAUGAAACAACCUGGUCUAAGAAUGAUAAGCCGGCUCGGCCUCCACCGCCCACCAUGAUGGAUGCCGAGGACCCAGACUACACACAUUUCACAAACCAGCAUAGUUCCACGCGGCCGUUUUCCAAACCUGAGUCAUCUCAUAAAGGUCACCGUUCCAAGCAGUAAAGACAAAGAACUGGCCUCGAAUCUGCCUCCCUGUAGUCAAUAUUACUGGAUUAUAUCUGAUGCCUUCUUCAUUUUUUUUUGUUUUUCCUCCUAAGUUUGCAUCACCAGAACUGUGUCCUCUAAAUUCUCCUGUGGCCAUUCAAAGUAUUUGUUCAUUUCCAAGGUUCUAAUUCCUCCAGCUGACUUGGGCAGUAUAAUAAUCUCUAGAGCCGGGCUGCUGCCUCAGUGUAGCCACUCCUUUGGGUGAAGGGUUAAUUUCAGAGGUCUUUGAAAUCCCAUUUUGGUACAACCUAGCAGAGGGAAGAGGUUGCUUUGAUCCCCCGUAAUAUUUAUCAAAGGAGGCCUUGGCUGCAGCCACACAGAACAAAUCCUGGAAGAAAUAAUUUCAGUUGGGUGACAUUGUGAGAGAUGGCAUUUACUCUGCUUUGCAAGAAACUACAUCUCCUUCAUAAAGUAUAAAACAAACCAAAAAAGCAUGACAUCCAAAGGGACAAAGGGAUGAAGGGACAAAUGACUCGGCACAAUGGGAAUCUUACCUCUUGAAUAGCAGAAAGCAGAGAGAUUCAUGUUAUGUAUAUAAACCCCAGUUCCAGCCUAGUUGGAAAAGUGCUACAGCGCUCUAACCCCAGCCUGGGCUCCCCAUCACUUCCUAAAAACAGGGCUUGGUGUGUUCUCUGUGGGCAGAGAUCAAGCCAUUCGAGUAGUAGCCCUUGGCAUAAAAGUACAGCCGUAAUAUUUGGCCCAUGUUACAGAGAGGCAAUGAAAAGUUGACAUUUGUGAUCUUGUAAAAUGUUUGCCGUUCCCUAAUAAAGCCAGGCAUGGCAAAUCAGAAAGAGGAUAGCAGGGUCAAAGAUCCAUCAACCCCAAAAUACUGUUUCUUUCUCCUCCUAGAUCCACUUAAAUCAUUUGAGAAAGGUGCUCAUGCUUUCUCUGACCUCAGAAUGCGAUCUUCCUUGGCUGGUGAGAAGUAGCUGUAUCUUUUUAGCCCUCUUCAUUGUGUCUUUGUCAUGGUAGCAUGGUGGCUACUUUCCACAUGGGCUCAAAGAUGCUGCAGAUCAACCUAACCUUUCCAUGCAUGGUGGCUUCUGAGUCUUGGUGAUGCCUAAGUAAAUAUUCUGGAUAAAAUAACUACUCAGCACCAGUCUUCUUGGGACGCUUAACGCUCAGAAAAAAAAGGAAUUAAUUGAUGCCCUAGAGAAACUCAGUCUUCCAGCCUUGAUACUACUCUCAUGAAAGUACUUAACUUCCUUCCCUGCUUGUUUAAUGGAAAUGGGAAACAGCCAAUGGUAGUUACUUACCAGUCCUGGUUGUUUGGGGUUUUCUCUCGAUGGUGUGCACCCUGCAUGUUGUCACAUGCUCUCCAGGUAUACAAGAGAGGUUAUUGUUUGAAAGAUAACUUGGUGGCCUCGACAAUUUGGUGCUUUCUCACCCGUAGUCAGAGCACACUCUGAAAACAGACUAAAGGAAGCUCUCACUCUAUGUGAAGGUCAUGAGUGUCAAUGAGGCUGGAGUUUGAGGACAGGGAGCAGAGUGUAUGCUGAAGGGAGAGAAGCAAGAGGGGUAGUUACUUAUGGAACUUGGGGAGAGUUGAGGUCUCCGGAGGUGACAUCAAUUCAUGAGGAGGGAAAGGAUUUGAAGGCCAACUGGAAAAUGGAACCUCCCAAUUGCUGAGUUACCUGUAGGGAGGCCACCAAUACCUGCUCAUGGAAAUGUCCGGCUCCUGCAAUCUUGGUAUUAUUUUACCUGCCCAGUGGUUUGUGUCCCACGUUCUGGCAGCAGCAAAUCAUGGUGAUUUCAAAGGAACAAAAUACAAAGCAUGUGUUUUUUCUUUUAAUUCAUAAUUUGGCAAAUAAUAUCAUCUGCAUUUUUAAAUUUUACAAAUGUUUAUUUUUAUGUCUUUUAGAAUAGUCAUAAUUUCCUUGUUUCUCUGGCUUACCUCAUAUUUCCUCCAGUUGUCUUUAGUUUCAUGAAGUGUCAGCAGAGGAUACUUCUGUCACGAAACCCAAAGCAUCUGGGAUACCUCUCCGGGUUCCACCCAUGGCUCAGCUGCAGGCAUUGGGUUUAGGCCGAGAGUCCAGUUUUCACUGUUUGACUGGCCAAUUUAGCAUCUCUUUAGAACAGUGUAAAGUAUCUGGGCUUUGAAAGGAGAAGAGUUUAAACACACCUUAGCCUCUUUGCCUGUUAUAUGCAACUAAAACCUUUUCAUUUUUUAGAACAAGAGUUUUCAUUUUUCUUUCAAAAAAAUGGAUCAAGCUUAUCCAUGCCCCCAUGCCCUCCUCCUGAAGUCUAGAGCUGCUUGCAAUAUUGAGAAGUAUCAAAAACCUCAAUGCUCUGCUCCAAACCCAGGCAGUGAGGCAGUCGAUUGGCCUUUUCCUUUAAGGUAUUUUAUAGUGAGAAAGCAAAGAUUUAUUUUGCUCCUCUGCCCCUCCCUGGGGCAUGUGUAAAACUAACCUCUAUAGGAAAAUUAUUUUGUACUUUAAUUCUGUGAUUCAAAUGGAGUACUCCAAACUACACAGCCCAUCAGCUUUUGUCCUUUGGUCUCAGGAGGCUGGACUAUUGCGUGCCUUUGAUUUCAUUUCUUUUCAGUUCAGCGGCUUGGCUUACUGGUUUCCCCCUAAUGUAAGUGUCGGAGGUGGGACUUACAGCAAGGCCGCUGGAUCCACUGCUGACAUUCUUCUCAUUCUUCCAGUCAUUGUCUCAUCCUAAUGAGACCCCGUUCAGAGUCAAUGAUCUUAAGCUACUGCUGACUAACUAGGAGGAUGGUCCCCUGGAUGGAAAGACAGGAAAUUGGCCAGACAUUUAGGUUUCAGACAAAAAAUAGGAAGCUUCCAAAUACAUUUUUCUCCCUGUUCUGGGGCCAAAGAACUGAUGCAAAAUCUGUGGAAGGAAAUUAGAAAUUUUAGACCUCUAACUUUGACGUUCCUUUCUCUUUGGUGCAUAUAUGCUGUCCUGCAAAGACUGGUUUUCGUGUGGAAAAGGAUAAGACAGCCCAUGAGGAACUCCCUUUUCUGGAUCCCAGUUACCAUAUUGUUCCAGCAUCAGGUGUGGCAUCUCUGUGGCGGCAGAGAAAAGCCCACGAUGGCUUCUGAUCACUGGUUACUGAUGAUUGUACCUUCCCACAUUUUAGUUAUUGGCCAGUUUGGGGUAUCUCACCAGGAACCAAAAUGUCCAAUCUUGGUUUGAUUUUGUUUUCUUUCUAUCAUCAGAAGACCUCCUGUCCAUUGAAUCCUGUGCCAAAUGUUUUAUUUCAGAACCUGCUGUUGCCAUGGAGGUAUUCUACUUUAUAUGUAUAUGUUUUAUUUUAUAUUUAGGGGCUUGAGUUUUACUGUGUUGCCUCUAUGUCGGUUGGCUUUGGGGUGAUUAUUCAUGUUUUCAGUGCUAAUUUAUAAAAAAGGGAAAUCUGCUAGUCAUGGCUAUGUGAAGCCCCCAUUAUAGUAAAGUGAAGCCCCAUAAUACAGGGGCCUUUCAUAUUUUAUUUUUUUUUUCUUUUUUAAAACUGAUAAAGGAGGAUAAAGUCCAAAAUGGAAAUGGGUCAGUUGUGGGCAGCAAACAUACAGGCAAAGUGAACGUAUGAUGGCUGAGUUUCCUUGGAUGCUGCUCUUUUAUCUUGAUGCCUUUUUUAUUUACACACAUACAGCUAACUAGUAACCCUAUGAAAGGAGCAAGCCCAUUUAGGACCAGAUGACAUUUACUUAUUUAUUUUGUCUACUUAGAGUCAGAAAAGUGACUAUGGAAAGUGAUGCCCCUUUCCUGUGUCUCCAGUGGUGCCUGCAGGUCAUGAAGCCAUAUUUGCUUCCCUUUUAUUGACACCAGCAUAUCUUUUUCCUCUGGGCCCUAUGCCAAAGGGGAGCUUGACGGGGCCCUGUCCUGUUAAUGCUGCAGUGAGCAGAGUGUCAGCUAAAGUCCUCUUCUUUCUGAUGAGAUAUGGAGAAAUAUUCAAAUUGAAGGCGCUCCUUGGUGCUGCCAAUCAAAUCUAGUCCUCAGAAAUGAUCAGACGGGUCUAGAGAAGUCAACCAGGGGAGAGGAAACCAGGACACUCUUCGAAAGAGUCACUUUUCUGAUGAAAGUUGCACUUUAAGACAAAGAAAGAGUGGUGUCUCUGAAGAGCAGUAUUGCCUUAAAUUCGUUUGACUUCUCAGUCAAACAUAUCUUACUUCUUAACUGUGAGCCCCAACCAGCUCUAUUAUUUAUGCACCUGGAGGGUAGGGGCAGUCCCUUCAGUACUUAGGACAUCUUUCUUCCUCCUGGGAGUGGCAAGCAUGUUAUAAAUUGUACUGUUGUAUAGUUCAUCCCCAUUCAUUUCAUUUCUUUGAUCUUUCGAAUUGUUCAAUGAACAAGUACCUGUUGGAGGAAGAAAUUCAGUUCCAAUGUAUACACAAUUAUUAAGGGGCUAAUAGAUAGCAGUCACUAUUCUUGGUAAUGAGGAUACAGACAUCAAAAUGAAGCAGUCCCUGCCCUCAAGGAGCUUAUGUUCUAGUGAGGAGAUGCACGUAAACAGUAAGAAAAUACAAAAUGAACGAAUGCAGUGAUACCUUCAAGAGGUAGAAAUGUUCAGUGACCUGAGUCUCUCACAUUUCAGAUAAUCAGUUCAAAAUAAUGGAGUUUUGAUAGCACUCAUUAAGGCAUAUUUCUAAGUUCUUUGUUCUCUUUUUGAUGACUUCUUAUUCACCCUAGGGAGGUGGGAAUGAAUGAACUCAUUUUAUUUCAAGUGGAAGAAUUGUGAAUGUAAAGAAAACCCCACCCCCACCAUCACCAUUAUUCCUCAUGUGCAAAAACUGGCCAAACUUUUUUCUCAGAUGGAGUGAAGCCAAGUUUGAUUUGAAAUGUUCUAUUGGUGCCACAAAAAUACUACUGUGUAAAUAAUCACUUUCACCCACUAAAAUGUGUCUAAUUUAAAGUAUUGCUCACCUCAGUAUGCUGUGAAUGCCAUCCAGUAGUAUUGCCUGGUCUCACAUUCAUUAUUACUGUCAUAGGACUGGGAACUGACAGAACAGUUUGGCAAACUAUCUAGAGCUUUGCUUUUGUGAAGUAUUAGCCCUAACACACAUGUGAAGCAGGGAAUGCCUGUGUGUCUAUGCUUACUUUGCACACAUAAUUGCUAUUGAGGAGCUCACUUAAAGCAGUGGCAUGUUGAACAUUGUCUCCUGGUCAUCUGGAUUGUUCUGUGGAGGUUAGAUGACAAUUGAGUGACUAGAUGGGGCAAUCAUGCAGAGUUUCAGAACUGCUACCUUUCCAGACUCAAAGGGCAGCAAGGGGAUGCAUACUGGGAAGGGAAUGCUUUGACCCUGCCUGUAGGAGGAAUUUUGUUCUUACUGCAUGGGAUUUUAGUCCUACAGUAGCCCAGCAUCCUCUAAAGAGUUUCCAGCCAUUGGCUUUCAAAAAGCAUCUUUUAACUGCAGACUUCUUGUCCUGUUCUUGAUGAAAUGUUUCUCUGAGACUCCUGAAGCUGUCUCAUUGACCCUUGUAAAGCUUAAGCUGAAUUACCUAUUUCGGUAAGCACAACACAUCCGCAUAAGGCGUUAGUUAAAGCUUAUUGCCUGCUGGCUAAAAGUUUGAAUAAGUUUUCAUUUCUGAUGUGUUAAGCCUUGAAGGGAUGUGAGAGAAGGGGAGGGGGAGCAGCCUUUUAAAAUGUGGGUUCCUAGAAAUGGGGUUUUGAGAUGAACAUAUGUCUGCCUAAUGCUCUAGACUGAAAAGUUACUCCAUGAUGGAGUAACUGUGAGUUUCAACUCUGAAGUACAGGAAAUGGGGCAAGGGGAGGGCAUAAGGCAGACAUUCUUAGAAAUUAAAGUGUUCAGCUGUUACUCAGAUGUCUGUUUUCUUAGGCCCAGAAGCACCCUGACCUGAAAUGACUCACUACAGAUACUGUGAAAAGAUAUUUACAGAUUGUUCGGUGACUUAAAGGACCUCCAUGAAAUUUUAGGAUGUUGAAAUGUUUAAAAUCAGGAUGAAGCAGUAUCUGGAUGCCUCAGUGGUCACUCUGUAAGCACCAAUGCCAUGAGCAUCCUUGUAGGAUAUAUUUGAUAGUACUUAGGCCACAGGGAACAUGCAGAAACUAUGUUAGGGAUUUUCAGUAAAGGAACCCCUCCCAAACUAUGGUUUUGACCUACAGGAAAAUGUGGCUGUGAUGGACACAUGAUAGGUACAUUUAGAAGAAGCAGCAAUGAAUGCCUGGAUUUAAGGUGUCUUUUUACCUGCUGGCAGGUACAGAUGGACCUCCUUCCAUUCAUUCCUGCUUGGUGCCAUGGCCAGUAAGUUGAUUGUCAUACAACAUAUAUGAGACAUUUCCUUACUGAGAUCUUAAUAGGAAAAUUCUUGCUGCAGUGUUUGUGGCCCUGACCAGAUGUCUCCUGGAUGGCUGGGUGACAGAGCUUUGUUCAACAUCUUAUUUUAUUUACCCUUGCUUGAACUUGGGGCUUCACUCAGUGUAAAUUGCACACUUACAAUAACUCAUCUAUGCAAUCUCUCUCUCUCUCUCUCUCUCUCUCUCUCUCUCUCUCUCUCUCUCUCUCUCACAUUCUGAACAAGUCGUGUACUAUUUUUUUUAAUUAAGUCUGACAUUGAAUUUAAUGAAUAAUGUUUUGAACCAAAGGGUCAUAUGUGUGUAGACCAGCCUGCUUUGUUUCCUGAGGUGAACAUUAUUACAUUAUCGCCCUCUUCUCUUAAUAAAGUUGUCCUUUGGGUUAGCCACUGCA